Messenger RNA from Mauremys mutica (yellowpond turtle), 1858 nucleotides. RefSeq names its product poly(U) binding splicing factor 60 (gene PUF60). NCBI's taxonomy places the organism in Eukaryota, Metazoa, Chordata, Testudines, Geoemydidae. Gene Ontology annotation, molecular function: RNA binding. Gene Ontology annotation, cellular component: precatalytic spliceosome; catalytic step 2 spliceosome. The record is from RefSeq and is a predicted model, not a curated record. Gene Ontology annotation, biological process: mRNA splice site recognition; alternative mRNA splicing, via spliceosome; regulation of alternative mRNA splicing, via spliceosome. The transcript is spliced from 11 exons. The coding region runs from base 16 to 1719 and encodes 567 amino acids.
UGUCUAAAGUGGCCGAUGGUAAGAUCCCGCGAGAGUUCCCCUCCGCUCCGCGCAGGCGCUGACCUUUCGCGAGAUUCCCGCCGAGGAGGAGGCGGCGACGGGGCCCAGGGCCGGCUGGACAAGAUGGCGACGACGACGACUAUCACCCUGGGCACUGAGUCCAUAAAGUUGGAAAAUGGACAAAGCACAGCAGCUAAGCUGGGGCUUCCUCCUCUCACCCCGGAACAGCAGGAAGCUCUUCAGAAGGCAAAGAAGUAUGCGAUGGAGCAGAGUAUCAAGAGUGUGCUGGUGAAGCAAACCAUCGCCCACCAGCAACAGCAACUCACUAACCUGCAGAUGGCAGCAGUGACAAUGGGCUUUGGAGAUCCUCUCUCACCUUUACAAUCGAUGGCAGCUCAGAGGCAGCGGGCGCUGGCCAUCAUGUGUCGUGUGUACGUGGGCUCCAUAUACUAUGAACUGGGAGAGGACACCAUCCGCCAGGCCUUUGCCCCAUUUGGACCUAUCAAAAGCAUUGACAUGUCCUGGGACUCUGUUACAAUGAAACACAAGGGCUUUGCUUUUGUGGAAUACGAGGUGCCUGAAGCUGCUCAGUUGGCCUUGGAACAGAUGAACUCAGUCAUGCUGGGUGGGAGAAACAUAAAGGUCGGCAGGCCUAGUAAUAUUGGACAGGCACAACCAAUCAUAGACCAGCUCGCAGAGGAGGCCCGGGCUUUCAACCGCAUCUACGUGGCGUCUGUUCACCAGGACCUUUCCGAUGACGACAUUAAGAGUGUGUUUGAGGCCUUUGGGAAGAUUAAGUCCUGCACGCUAGCCAGGGACCCCACAACAGGGAAACACAAAGGCUAUGGAUUCAUUGAGUAUGAGAAGGCACAGUCAUCACAAGAUGCUGUCUCAUCUAUGAACCUCUUUGACCUGGGUGGCCAAUAUCUCCGGGUUGGCAAAGCUGUCACUCCCCCAAUGCCUCUCCUAACACCUGCAACGCCUGGAGGAUUACCCCCUGCAGCAGCUGUAGCUGCAGCAGCUGCCACAGCAAAGAUAACAGCUCAGGAAGCAGUGGCAGGAGCUGCAGUCCUUGGCACUUUAGCAACACCUGGGCUGGUGUCUCCAGCGCUGACACUGGCUCAGCCUCUGGGGGCAUUGCCGCAGGCCGUAAUGGCAGCACAGGCACCAGGAGUCAUUACGGGUGUGACCCCCGCUCGACCGCCCAUUCCAGUCACUAUUCCACAGGUGGGAGUAGUGAAUCCUAUCCUAGCAAGUCCCCCAACAUUGGCUCUGUUGGAGGUUAAAAAAGAGAAGGAGGAGGAGGAAAUCUUCCAGGAGUCAGAGAGGCCUGAAAUGCUGAGUGAACAGGAGCAUAUGAGCAUAUCCGGCAGCAGUGCCCGUCACAUGGUGAUGCAGAAACUGCUUCGCAAACAGGAGUCAACUGUGAUGGUGCUGCGCAACAUGGUGGAUCCAAAGGACAUUGAUGACGAUCUGGAGGGAGAAGUGACAGAAGAGUGUGGCAAGUUUGGGGCAGUGAACAGGGUCAUCAUCUACCAAGAGAAGCAGGGCGAGGAGGAGGACGCUGAGAUCAUCGUCAAGAUCUUUGUAGAGUUCUCUAUGGCCUCGGAGACUCACAAAGCCAUUCAGGCCCUGAAUGGGCGCUGGUUUGCUGGCAGGAAGGUGGUGGCAGAGGUGUAUGACCAGGAGAGAUUUGAUAACAGUGACCUGUCAGCAUGAACUCUGCCUGAGAGAGACUUCUCCCCUGCCCCCUGUGUCCCAUCUGUUUUUUUAGCCAUGUGUAAGGAAUGCUGCUGGGUGAGCACAGCUCUCUACUGUGAUGUACAUGUAGUUUGGAUAAAAGUGCGAAGAAAAGCCA